GCCCCCCAGCCGUGUUGUCAAACGGGCUGGGGUCUCGGAUUGGUCCAGCCGCCGGGACAACACCUGCUCGACUCCUUCAUUCAAGUGACACCAGAGCUUCCAGGGAUAUUUGAGGCACCAUCCCUGCCAUUGCUGGGCACUCGCAGCGCUGCUAACGGCCUGGUCACAUGCUCUCCGGAGAGCUACGGGAGGGCGCUGGGUAACCUCUAUCCAGCCUCGGCCGCGAGGAGGAGGGAAAAGGCGAGCAAGGAGGAAGAGUGGGAGGAGGAGGGGAAGCGGCGAGGGAGGAGGAAGAGGGGGAGGGGAGCACAAAGAUUCCAGGUCUCCGGGAGGGAGGUUUACACCAAGAACCAUGUGUGCCGAGCGGUUGGGGCAGUUCGUGACCCUGGCUUUGGUGUUGGCCACCUUCGACCCGGCACAGGGGACCGACGCUACCAACCCGCCGGAGGGUCCUCAAGACAGGGGCUCCCAGCAGAAAGGCCGCCUGUCCCUGCAGAACACAGCGGAAAUCCAACACUGCUUGGUCAACGCUGGCGAUGUGGGGUGUGGCGUGUUUGAAUGUUUCGAGAACAACUCUUGUGAAAUUCGGGGCUUACAUGGGAUUUGCAUGACUUUUCUGCACAACGCUGGAAAAUUUGACGCCCAGGGCAAGUCAUUCAUCAAGGACGCCUUGAGGUGUAAGGCCCACGCUCUGCGGCACCGCUUUGGCUGCAUAAGCCGUAAGUGCCCGGCCAUCAGGGACAUGGUGUCCCAGCUGCAGCGGGAGUGCUACCUCAAACAUGACCUGUGCUCGGCCGCCCAGGACAACGCGCGGGUGAUGGUGGAGAUGAUCCACUUCAAGGACCUGCUGCUGCACGAACCCUACGUGGACCUGGUGAACCUGCUGCUGACCUGCGGGGAGGAGGUGAAGGAGGCCAUCACCCACAGCGUGCAGGCUCAGUGUGAGCAGAACUGGGGGAGCCUGUGUUCCAUCUUGACCUUCUGCACCUCAGCCAUCCAGAGGCCCCCCACGGUGCCACCCGAGCGCCAGCUGCAGGUGGACAGAGCCAAGCUCUCCAGGGCCCACCACGGGGACGUGGGGCACCACCUCUCAGAGCCCAGCAGCAGGGAGACUGGCCGAGGUGCCAAGGGCGAGAGAGGCAGCAAGAGCCCCCCAAACGCCCAUGCCCGGGGCAGAGCGGCAGACCAUGGGGCCCAGGGAACUUCUGGAAGCAGUGAGUGGGAGGACGAACCGUCUGAGUAUUCUGACAUCCGGAGGUGAAACGAAAGGCCUGGCCAGGAAAUCGUUCCUCUAUGCCGUCCAUUUUCUUCUCUAUGGACAUUCCAGAACAUUUGCCAUUAAAGAGGGGGGAUGUCACACGCAGGAUUUGGUGGGGAUUGCAGACUGGAUGAAGGUGUAUGUUAGCAGAACGAACAGGUGAGGCGGAGACUCCCCGGGCGGCAGUGAGGUCUCGGCUGGGUCAGGUGGGGUCCACACUGGCGCCCCCGAGGCGAACAUGCCAGGUGGGCUCCCCAUAGCUUUGUCUCUCCCAUUAGUGGAGCCACUGGGCACAGCCUGCGGUUUCCUCUGCUGGGGGGCGGUGGGUGGGGGCGGGGGCAGUGGGCCCACUCAGGUUGGACCACGCACUCGGUGCUGCCU
Molossus molossus (Pallas's mastiff bat) is the source of this 1639-nucleotide messenger RNA. RefSeq names its product stanniocalcin 2 (gene STC2). Lineage: Eukaryota; Metazoa; Chordata; Mammalia; Chiroptera; Molossidae. Gene Ontology annotation, cellular component: extracellular region. Gene Ontology annotation, molecular function: hormone activity. Gene Ontology annotation, biological process: intracellular calcium ion homeostasis. Bases 353 to 1261 code for a protein of 302 amino acids. The transcript has 4 exons. The record is from RefSeq and is a predicted model, not a curated record.